ACAUUCACCUAUCCAAGCCAGCACAUUAUUUUUCCAAUAUGAUACAAACACAAAAAGCUACACCUAUAAAUGGAGACACAUUUCAUUUCACAACCAUCUUACCUUUCUGAGUUUCAAAACCUUAACCAACCUUUUUCUCUUCUUCUUUGACUAUCUCUUUCUCUAAAUGGCUUCUUCACCAGCCUUAAAGCGCACAGAUUCUAUAGCAGAUAACAUGCCGGAAGCAUUGAGGCAGAGCCGGUACCAAAUGAAGAGGUGCUUUGCAAAGUACCUUGAGAAGGGGAGAAGGAUCAUGAAACUUCACCAUUUGAUGGAAGAAAUGGAACGAGCUAUAGAUGAUGAAAGUGAAAGAAACCAAGUUUUGGAGGGCACUCUUGGUUUCAUAUUGUGCUCAACACAGGAAGCUGUUGUGGAUCCACCACAUGUUGCCUUUGGAAUAAGGCCUAGUCCAGGAGUUUGGGAAUUUGUACGUGUGAACUCUGAGGACCUCUCUGUUGAGGCUAUCACCCCCACUGACUACCUCAAAUUCAAGGAAAGGGUGUAUGAUGAAAAAUGGGCAAACGAUGAAAAUGCACUUGAAGCUGACUUUGGAGCUUUUGACAUGGGGAUUCCUCAAUUAACACUGCCUUCUUCAAUUGGAAAUGGACUUCAAUUUGUUUCAAAGUUCUUAACCACAAGGUUAUCUGGGAAAUUGGCUAAAACACAGGCUAUAGUGGACUACUUGUUAACACUAACUCAUCAGGGAGAAAGCCUGAUGAUAAAUGACACCUUGAGCUCAGCGGCAAAUCUUCAGAAUGCACUGAUAUUGGCUGAUGCAUUCCUCUCACUACUUCCCAAAGACACUGCAUAUCAAGAAUUUGAGCUAAGGCUUAAAGAGUGGGGAUUUGAAAGAGGAUGGGGAGACACUGCAGGAAGAGUGAAGGAGACAAUGAAAACCCUAUCAGAAAUACUCCAAGCACCAGACCCAGUGAACCUGGAUAACUUUUUCAGCAGGAUUCCCACAAUAUUCAAAGUAGUAAUCUUCUCAGUUCAUGGUUAUUUUGGACAAGCAGAUGUCCUUGGUUUGCCAGACACUGGUGGCCAGGUAGUUUACAUAUUGGACCAAGUGAAGGCUCUGGAAGCAGAGUUGCUUCUCAGAAUUAAGCAACAAGGACUAAAUGUGAAGCCUCAAAUUCUUGUGGUAACAAGGCUCAUUCCUGAUGCUAGAGGAACCAAGUGCCACCAAGAGCUAGAACCAAUCAAUGAUACCAAGUACUCCCACAUUCUACGUGUGCCCUUCAAGACAGAUAAAGGAAUUCUUCGCCAUUGGGUUUCUCGCUUUGACAUUUAUCCCUAUCUUGAGAGGUUUACUCAGGAUGCAACAGCCAAGGUUUUGGACCUCAUGGAAGGGAAACCAGAUCUUGUUAUUGGAAAUUACACUGAUGGAAAUUUGGUAGCAUCUCUAAUGGCUAGAAAACUUAGGAUAACUCAGGGAACUAUAGCACAUGCUUUAGAGAAAACCAAGUAUGAAGACUCAGAUGUCAAGUGGAAAGAGUUGGAUCCCAAGUAUCAUUUCUCUUGUCAAUUCAUGGCUGAUACAGUUGCAAUGAAUGCAUCUGACUUCAUCAUAACCAGCACAUACCAAGAAAUUGCUGGAAGCAAAGAAAGACCUGGACAAUAUGAAAGCCAUGCUGCAUUCACUCUCCCAGGGCUUUGUAGAGUUGUUUCAGGGAUAAAUGUGUUUGAUCCCAAGUUCAACAUAGCUGCUCCUGGAGCUGACCAGUCUAUCUACUUCCCAUACACAGAGAAAGAGAAAAGACUCACUCAAUUUCAACCUUCCAUUGAAGACCUUCUCUUUAAUAAAGUGGAUAACGCUGAGCAUAUUGGAUAUCUAGCAGAUAGGAGGAAGCCAAUCAUCUUCUCAAUGGCAAGGCUUGAUGUUGUGAAGAACUUAACCGGGUUAGUCGAAUGGUAUGGAAAGAACAAGAGACUGAGAAACUUGGUGAACCUUGUCAUAGUUGGGGGCUACUUUGACCCUUCAAAAUCAAAAGAUAGGGAGGAAGUGGCAGAGAUAAAAAAGAUGCAUGACUUAAUUGAAAAACACCAACUCAAGGGCCAAUUCAGAUGGAUUGCUGCGCAGACUAAUCGAUACCGCAAUGGUGAGCUCUACCGUUGCAUUGCUGACUCAAAGGGAGCUUUUGUGCAGCCUGCUAUGUAUGAAGCAUUUGGACUAACUGUCAUUGAAGCAAUGAACUGUGGCUUGCCCACUUUUGCUACCAAUCAAGGUGGUCCAGCUGAAAUCAUUGUUGAUGGGGUCUCUGGCUUCCACAUUGACCCUCUCAAUGGAGAUGAAUCAAGCAACAAAAUUGCUGAUUUCUUUGAAAAAUGCAAAGCAGAUCCAUCAUACUGGAACUUGAUUUCUGCAGCUGGUUUGCGGCGCAUAUAUGAAUGCUAUACCUGGAAGAUCUAUGCAAACAAAUUGGUAAAUAUGGGAAACAUGUAUACCUUCUGGAGCGUAGUGAAUAAGGAGCAAAAAGAGGCAAAGCAGAGAUACAUCCACAUGUUCUACAAUCUGAUAUUUAAGAACUUGGUGAAAACUAUACGUGUUCCAAGUGAUGAACCUCCACAACCAGUGGGCAAGCAGCCGAGUAAAGUGAGCUCGAGCACCAGACGUUCACAGUCCUCAUUGCGAAGGUUGCUUGGAGCUUAAUUACUUGGAGCUUAAUGGUCUCAACCAGAAAGCAUGUCAAGUACGAGGAGACAUCUCAUCAUAAUACUGAUAUUCUCUGGUGUAAAUUUAUUUUUUUGUUAUUCAUUAAAUGAAGAAGCUAUGUAAUUGUUGCUAUAUAGCAACUGUUUCAUGUGAUCAAUAAAAUGUUGUGCGUGAGGAAAUUUCUAACGAA
Molecule: messenger RNA, 2882 nt
Organism: Lotus japonicus
Lineage: Eukaryota; Viridiplantae; Streptophyta; Magnoliopsida; Fabales; Fabaceae
Product: sucrose synthase 7-like
Exons: 15
Coding region: 167-2689 (840 amino acids)
Biological process (GO): sucrose metabolic process
Molecular function (GO): sucrose synthase activity
Source: RefSeq, a predicted model, not a curated record